AUGGCAUUCGGAAAGCUUUACGGUCAGCCUGACAACGGUCGCACCAUCUCCAUCCUGGUCGCUGCUAAGCACAACGACCUCGAUUUGGAGCUGGUCAAGACUGAGGCCAACUCUGCUGCUGAGUUCAACACCAGCGCUGAGUACACCAAGAUCAACCCCACUGGCAAGAUCCCCGCCUUCGAGGGUGCCAAUGGCUUCACUCUGUCUGAGGCUAUUGCCAUUGCCGUCUAUGUCACCUCCCAGAACGAGAAGACCACCCUCCUCGGCAAGACCAAGCAGGAUUACGCUUCCAUCCUCCGCUGGUUGUCCUUCGUCAACGCCGAGGUUCUGCCCAAGUUCGGUGCCUGGUACCGCCCUCUGAUGGGUUUCGAGCCUUACAACAAGAAGACCACCGAUGAGGCUGCCAAGUCUGCCCUCAAGGUCAUCUCUACCCUCGAGACUCACCUCACUGCCAACACUUUCCUUGUUGGUGAGCGUAUCACCCUGGCCGAUAUCUUCGCUGCCUCUCUCCUUACCCGUGCUUUCGCCACUGUCCUUGACAAGACCUGGCGCGAGGCCAACCCCGCCACCACCCGGUGGUACAACACUAUUAUCAACCAGGAGGCCUUCAAGGCUGUCGUCCCCGCCCCCCAGUUCGCUGAGGAGGUGAUUAAGUACGUCGCCCCCAAGAAGGAGCCCAAGCCCAAGGCUGCCGCUCCUGCUGCUGCCCCCGCUGCCGCCGCCACUGAGGAUGCCCCCGCUGAGGCCCCCAAGGCCAAGCACCCCCUCGAGGCUCUCGGCAAGCCCACUCUCAUCCUUGAUGACUGGAAGCGCAAGUUCUCCAACGAGGACCCCCGCACCGUUGCCAUGCCCUGGUUCUGGGAGCACUUCAAGCCCGAUGAGUACUCUCUCUGGAAGGUUAACUACAAGUACAACAACGAGCUCAAGCUCACCUUCAUGGCCAACAACUUGAUUGGUGGUUUCCAGACCCGUCUUGAGGCUUCCCGCAAGUACCUCUUCGGUGCCCAGUCCGUCUACGGCGAGAACUACGACUGCGUCGUCUACGGUGCCUACAUGACCCGUGGCCAGGAGUGGGAGCCCGCUUUCACUGUCGGCCCCGACUUCGAGGGUUACGAGUUCACCAAGCUCGACCCCUCCAACGAGGCUGACCGCAAGCUCGUUGAGGACAUGUGGUCCCAGGACGUUCCCGUCACCGUUGACGGCAAGGUCAAGGAGUGGGCCGAUGGCCACGUCUUCAAAUAA
Molecule: messenger RNA, 1242 nt
Organism: Penicillium vulpinum
Lineage: Eukaryota; Fungi; Ascomycota; Eurotiomycetes; Eurotiales; Aspergillaceae
Product: putative translation elongation factor eEF-1 subunit gamma
Exons: 3
Coding region: 1-1242 (413 amino acids)
Biological process (GO): translational elongation
Cellular component (GO): cytoplasm; nucleus
Molecular function (GO): translation elongation factor activity
Source: RefSeq, a predicted model, not a curated record